Messenger RNA from Oncorhynchus gorbuscha (pink salmon), 798 nucleotides. RefSeq names its product tropomodulin-3-like. The annotation marks the transcript as partial. The transcript is spliced from 6 exons. The record is from RefSeq and is a predicted model, not a curated record. Lineage: Eukaryota; Metazoa; Chordata; Actinopteri; Salmoniformes; Salmonidae. Gene Ontology annotation, biological process: muscle contraction; pointed-end actin filament capping; myofibril assembly. Gene Ontology annotation, cellular component: myofibril; striated muscle thin filament. Gene Ontology annotation, molecular function: tropomyosin binding.
UCUCUCCAAGGACAGCUAAAUGCUAAAUACAGGAGUCUUUCAUACUCACUGUCAGCCAGGCUUGUCCCAUGGUACACACACACUAAGCCUGUUGUUGUGUGUUUGUCCACAGCCAUCCUAGGUGUCCAUACCCUGGUGACCAGCACCCAGAGCUACGAUGGAACCAGCAGUAAAGACGGAGGAUACAACAACGUGGUGAAGGGGGAGAAGAUGAACCCCGUGUUUGAUGAGCCUCCCAACCCCACUAACGUAGACGACACUCUGCAGAGGAUCAAAAACAACGACGCUGCGCUGACGGAGGUUAACCUCAACAACAUCAAGAACAUUCCCAUUCCCACGCUGAAGGAGUUUGCCAAGGCCAUGGAGAGGAACACACACGUCAAGAAGUUUUUGCUCCAACCCACUCCUAACUACCCCCCCUCCUCCCAGGCGAUGAGUGAGAUGCUGAAGGAGAACAAGUCGUUGCGGAGUCUCAACCUGGAGUCUAACUUCAUCACCAGCGCUGGUGCUGCUGCUCUGGUGGACUGUCUCCGAGACAACGACACUCUGACUGAGAUCAAGAUAGACAACCAGAGGCAGCAGCUGGGGACUUCAGUAGAGAUGGAGAUGGCUAAGAUGCUGGAGGACAACAACAGCAUAGUGAAGUUCGGCUACCACUUCUGUCAGCAAGGCCCACGGGCUAGAGCUGCUGCUGCUAUCACCAAGAACAAUGACCUGAUCCGCAAGAGGCGAGUGGAGGGGGACCAAGGGGCGGAGCCUGUCAUGUCUCCCAGACCUGUCCCGUCGUCUCAUCUCGCC